Messenger RNA from Lytechinus pictus (painted urchin), 5173 nucleotides. RefSeq names its product circadian locomoter output cycles protein kaput-like. The record is from RefSeq and is a predicted model, not a curated record. The coding region runs from base 1 to 2085 and encodes 694 amino acids. Gene Ontology annotation, molecular function: DNA-binding transcription factor activity, RNA polymerase II-specific; RNA polymerase II cis-regulatory region sequence-specific DNA binding. Lineage: Eukaryota; Metazoa; Echinodermata; Echinoidea; Temnopleuroida; Toxopneustidae. Gene Ontology annotation, biological process: regulation of transcription by RNA polymerase II; circadian regulation of gene expression. The transcript is spliced from 12 exons. Gene Ontology annotation, cellular component: nucleus; CLOCK-BMAL transcription complex; cytoplasm.
AUGGUGAUAAAAUCAGAGAAGAACGCCAUCAACGAGAACUGGAAACCGUCCUUCCUGUCCGACGAUGAGUUCAGCCAACUGAUGUUAGAAGCUCUGGAUGGUUUUAUGAUAGUCUUCUCCCAGCAAGGCCAUAUCUUAUAUACCUCAGACAGUGUUAUCUCAUUACUCAGACAUUUACCGAAAGACCUUGAGUCAUGUACAAUAUAUGAACUUAUCCAUGAAGAUGACAGGCCGGAAAUGUUCAAGAUUCUGUCCCGGGCAGAUUCCUCCAACGGCACUCCCGAUGUCCUAGGGCAGAGGUUCUCCUUCUCAUGUCACAUGAGGAGAGGUACAUUAGAGCCAGAUAAACCCGCCGAGUAUGAACCCAUCCGCUUCAAUGGAAGCUUCUCCCUUCUUCAGACAAGCCAAGGUGCUUUCACGGACAUGGUCACCACACCUAGGUACUGCUUUGUGGCAACGGUUAGACUACUCUCGACACAGCUGAGCAGAGAAAUGGCGACUUUCACUGAGAAGGGCAAUGAAUUCACAUCAAGACAUAGUCUCGACUGGAAAUUUCUCUUCUUAGACCACAGGGCCCCUCCUAUUAUUGGUUAUUUACCAUUUGAAGUGCUUGGUACAUCGGUGUAUGAGUAUUACCAGCAGGACGACCUGGAUAAGCUUGGAAGAUGCCACGAAGCAUUGAUGCAAACGGGGGAAGGAAAGUCUUGCUAUUACCGCUUCCUAACCAAAGGACAGGAGUGGAUAUGGCUUCAGACACGUUACUUCAUAACCUACAACCAGUGGAAUUCUAAACCAGAGUUCAUCGUCUGUACACAUCAAGUUGUCAAUUAUGCAGAUGUUCGUAACGAUAUCAACAAAGAGUUGGAACUGGCCGACAGCAAAAUGAGCGGCGCGGAUUCCGACAGUACCAAUCUCUGGGAUUCCAGCGCUUCGGAAUCGGCAUCGCUGUCGACGUCCGUCUCGGCGAACUCUUCCCUCAACAUGCCGUUGUUCAGCACAGGCAAGAAUGAGAGAUGGCAGUCAUGGAGCACAGAUGAAAGUAUAUCAUGCACAAGCAGUCUGAAACCACCCAGUUUAUCGCACACAGAAAGCAAGAAAGGACUUUCACCUUCACAAUCUGUUUCACAAGCAUCCAACACCUCUCAGCAGCCCCUCCCCCAGGCCAUGGUAACCCAGCCAUCGUCGGCACCAGGAAUGUUUCCUCCCAACAACGGUCCUCCGCAAGAACAGCCUGCCUCAUCGGACAGUAAUCUGACACCACAGCAGAUUACUGUCAUCCAACUGAAGCUACAGGAGCAGUUGAUGAUGAGACAUCACAAAUUGCAGGAUGCCAUCCUUCUACAGCAACAGGAAUUGCAGCAGGUUCAACAACAGCUGAUGACGGCGCAACAGUUAAUGAUGCAGCACCAUCCGAUGCUCGGUCAGAUGUUCAUCCAGCAACAGGAGCAACUGAUGGGGUCCAAGACCCCGCCUGUAGGGGGUGCUGGUCAGGCCACGCCCUCCAACGCUUCAGUCCAGCAGCUGGAACCCCCGAGGAUCCAGCAACCGCCGCACUCCUCCCAGCAUCCCCAGCAACUGCCACAGCAACAGCAACGACACACACCACAGCCGACGUCUCACGAGGCGCUGUCGAUGGAACAACUUGCACAGCAUCAGCUGUCUACUGGGGCUAUGUGGCCUUGUAAUACACCCAAUCUUCUUGAUUUGCCGAGUUAUGCCUUACAGUCAGCAACAAGGGCCCCGUUUGCUAUGCACCACGCUCAUCAGUAUCCCUCCACCUCUGGACAAUCAUCGCACCGGGAACACCUGACCCCCCAUAGAACUAAUAACAACGCCCCACCCCAUCAGCAGGUGGGGCCGCCGCCCCCGCAGCAGCAGUCGCCACCCCCACCGCCCCCUCACCACCCCCAACAGUCUCUGAACUGUCACUCUUCUUUACCCCAACCGACCAUGCACUCUUCAAUGACAAUGCCCCCGGGGGCGCAAGCGGUACCCAUGCAAGACCUCUCUUGCCUCGGACUUCCGACACUGGACAUGGGCAAUGACCAAUACAUGCAGCAGUCGGAAGGCCAAGAUACUUUAUAGGGGGGCGUGGUUGCCCCUCUUUGUAUUUCGAAGGUGCUCUUAUAUAUCGCAAUGCCUGUGCUGGUACAUUGUGUGAAUGGAUACUACAGUGCAUGCAUUUAAUUUGAAUUGGAGUGGAAAUUGGAAGAUACUACCUUCUUGCAUCAAGAACAAGAGGAUAUGAGCUUCUCGCAUUGAAACCUGGAGGAUGUGACCUUCUUGCAUCUAAACCUGAAGGAUAUGACCUUCUUGCAUCCAAACCUGGAGGAUAUGACCUUCUUGCAUCUAAACCUGAAGGAUAUGACCUUCUUGCAUCUAAACCUGAAGGAUAUGACCUUCUUGCAUCCAAACCUGAAGGAUAUGACCUUCUUGCAUCCAAACCUGGAGGAUAUGACCUUCUUGCAUCCAAACCUGGAGGAUAUGACCUUCUUGCAUCUAAACCUGAAGGAUAUGACCUUCUUGCAUCCAAACCUGGAGGAAAUGACCUCCUUGCAUCGAAACCUGAAGGAUAUGACCUUCUUGCAUCUAAACCUGAAGGAUAUGACCUUUAUCCAACCAUCGCUGAUCCUCAAUAUUCCAGUCAGAAUCGUUGCUUGCAGGGUUACAUGGAAUCGCGAAGAUUAGAAGCCUUUUCUAGGAUACUGCUCAACACAUAUCUACUGGCAUGCGCCAAAGACUUCAUGUUAUACAUGUAUAUGUUAUUGACGUGUGGAGUACAAUGUAUUAUGUGUAGUCAAAUGCAUUAUAUGUCUGUGUUUUACUAAACUCUAUUAAUCAACGCUUUCUUUGGGACUGCAGGUUAUCAUCCAGCAAAAAUAUGUAUGUGAAAAGUCUAAAAUGUCUUUUCGUGGUCAUUUUACGUUUUAUCAUGUAAGGUUUCUGAUUUAAAAAAAAAGUGCUUCUUAUGCAAUUUCCUCAUCUAUCAUUUGUUGAUAUUAAGCAUUAUUGGAUCAACUACAUUGGGGUUUAGAAAUGACUUCCAUGAACAUUUUGUCCAGUGAAUAUAUAUGAAAAAGGAUGAAGCUAAAGAGAUGAUCAAGAAUUACACAAUAUGUUACAUAUUUGAAAAGAAUUUCAGUAAUAUUGGAUUGGCAUUGUUUAUAUUGAUGAAAUUGCUACCAUAUUUUUCUUUUAUUACAUUGUCUGUGUCUGUCUCUUUGAAAAGUUUUUGAAAAUUUUUUCCUGAUUUUCAUGUAUGAUCACUCCAAUUAAUGCCAUGGCAAGGAAUGGAAAUACCCUGUCCACCCCGAGUAAGAACAUUCAGAAACAAAUCACAAUAUGUCAUUUUGACUAUCAAAAUAUUUUUUGUGCAAUUAAAAAAAAAACUUGUUGACUAUAGACUGGAGAGGGCAGUAUUUUGUAUGUGGUUAUCAGCAUUGCGGUUUGGAGGACGGUCUAAACAGUGCCUUUUGAAUUGAAACAAUGAAAUCAGAUGACAACCAAAUGUGCGAAAAAAUGAAGUGCCUACAUGAUUAUUCAGAUACAGUAAUUUGAAUUGAGGCCCAUUUUUCAUCAUUUAAAAAAAAUAGUUUGUUAGGCAAUUAAUUUCAAAUUAUUGAUACAUUAGGCAGUCAAGUAGGGGUAGAGAAAAAGACGGGUAACACUGUGUAUGGCUCAUAAAACUUCGAUAAAUUCUGUAAAGUUUACUAACAAAUUACAAAUACAUGUAGCGAGAAAUAUUUGUCCUUUGUCAGUACUUAUCUUCUUUUAUUUCAUUCCUUUUCAUUGAAAGUCCCAUACAACCUCAAGGUUGGCACUUCUACUUUAGGGGGCAUUUUUAUGACCACUCCGGAGAGGUUUAUAAUUUUUAUAAAUGUUUGCUUCUACCAAAUUAUCUGAUGGUCAUGGCACAUGUGUGAUGAGCCUCACAGUUAAACAUCAAAUACAGUAUAAAUAUCGAAGGCAUAUUGCUCACAGAUUUAGUUGAAUUCUGUAAGAUAGCUUAAAGCUUGUCUUUAGCUGUGAAGUGUCAAUGAUGUGAAUUAUAUUCAAAUACAAGUAUUAUCUAACAAACCAAUCUUAAAAACUUGAAGUAGCAUUUUAAUCCCUUGGCCAACGGCCUGUUCUCUUUGAAAAUUAAGAUAUUCAUAUCAAACAUAUCUAGUGCCCUCUCUCUGCGAUAUUUCUACUUUCCUUGAUAACAGCCCUUGAAGCAUUUAACUUAUGAAUAUAGGGAUUGGAUCUCACUAAGCUAUAGACAAAGAUUAGUUCCAGGGCCCCGUCUCACAAAGAGUUACGAUUGAUCCAAUCAAUCUCAACUGUAUGGAAAUCUAUCCGUAAUCUAUCUCCUAAGUAAACAGAGAAUCACGCUGAAUCUUCAAGAGAACGAUGAAUGUAUGGAUAUACAUCAUGUCUAGAAAAUGUUUUAAACAAAUUUGCAUUUUAGAUGUUGACGUUGCUGGCCGUCCAUAUUUGUGGUUGAUCGGAUCAAUCUUAACUGUAUAAAAAUCCAUCCAUAUCAUUAUUUUUUCUAAAGGAAUUUUGCGUAAUCUCCAUAGUAAACAAAGAGAAUCACACUGAAUCUUCAAGAGAAUGAUGAUUGUAUAAUUAUCUAGAAAUAAUAUCUCGAAAAUAUUUUGAACAAAUUGGCAUUUUGGAUGUUGCCGUUGCUGGCCGUCCAUAGUUGUGGUUGAUUGGAUCAAUCGCAACUCUUUUUAAGAUGGGGGCCCUGAAAUUUGCAGCCCAGUCAAUGCAUCAGAUUAUGUUUUUAUCAAAUAGAAAUACCAUGCAGAUACAUGUAUUCUAUUUUUUGGACAGGCACCCGAUCAAAAUACAUAUUCAUGUAAAAUUGCAAAAUUUAUAUCCUUUAAAACAUAUUUUCAUUACAUAUCUUACACAUCAUUGCUGCUUUAGGGCAUACACAUUUGUAUAACCUAGUUACGAGGUACUAGUAAUGGGGGAUUUACCAAAAUCAAAGACAAGCUUUAAGUUUACAUGGUUUUCCCACCACAUGGCAGUGUCUAACAUCAUUUUCCAAACAACGUGUUCUGUUACUGCCCUAAUACUCAAGGGCAUGUGUGCUGAACUCUGGUCUAAUGUACACUCUGGUAUAAAUUUUUUGUUUAACUAUGAAUAGCCAAUCGUGUCGGGUAUCUCUUACAGUACAAGU